AAAACUUUGUCAUCUUCAUACUCUCCUAUCCGAGCUCACUAUUUAAAAAAUGGCUCAAGCCACCUCCAAAACCACCACUUUGCCAACCAAGAGAGCCAUACAAGGAGAAAUAAGCCCCGUAGUCUACCGUGGUGUCCGUAAACGAAGCUGGGGAAAAUGGGUAUCCGAAAUCCGGGAGCCAAGGAAGAAAUCCAGAAUAUGGCUAGGGUCAUUUGACAACCCUGAGAUGGCGGCUCGAGCACAUGAUGUAGCCGCCAUUGCAAUCAAGGGUCGUUCGGCUAUACUAAACUUUCCUCACCUGGCUCCACAACUUCCCAAACCGGUCUCUACAUCACCUAUUGAUAUUCGAGCCGCUGCACUUAAAGCAGCCUCUUUAGCCAUUGGUGACAUUAAUCCAAGAAGCCGUGACACAAGCAAUAACAGCCAAGCCGAGCUUGAGCCAGAAACUGAUACAUUGGCUCCAUCUGAUGAUACUUUUCUUGAUUUACCGGAUCUUUUCCUCGACCUUGGAUAUCGGAUGGACCAUAUUUUGCUUACAUUGCCGGAUAAAAAUUCUGUAGAAGAGACUGGUGAGGGACGUGAGUUAUGGCCGGAAGAGCAUUUCUUGUGGAAUUAUUGUUAGUAGUUAGUUAAGAGGGACAAAACUUAUAAAAGUCACUAUAGUUUAUUUUAUUUAGUUAUUUAUUUACAUUGGCGAUGUGUAAUUUAUACAUGAUCGAUGUAUAGUAAGUAUGGGUUGUUAUAUUUAUUUGUUAAUAGUUAAUUUAAUAUAUAUUGUUCCAA
Messenger RNA from Erigeron canadensis, 783 nucleotides. RefSeq names its product ethylene-responsive transcription factor ERF038-like. Gene Ontology annotation, molecular function: DNA-binding transcription factor activity; DNA binding. The coding region runs from base 50 to 622 and encodes 190 amino acids. The transcript has a single exon. NCBI's taxonomy places the organism in Eukaryota, Viridiplantae, Streptophyta, Magnoliopsida, Asterales, Asteraceae. Gene Ontology annotation, biological process: regulation of DNA-templated transcription. The record is from RefSeq and is a predicted model, not a curated record.